Messenger RNA from Melanotaenia boesemani (Boeseman's rainbowfish), 1546 nucleotides. RefSeq names its product asialoglycoprotein receptor 1-like. The coding region runs from base 91 to 1095 and encodes 334 amino acids. The record is from RefSeq and is a predicted model, not a curated record. NCBI's taxonomy places the organism in Eukaryota, Metazoa, Chordata, Actinopteri, Atheriniformes, Melanotaeniidae. The transcript is spliced from 8 exons.
CUCAGCAGGGAUGGAAGAAAAAAUAACUAUGCCUCAGUUGUAUUCAAACCUAAAGGACCCAGACCAGAAGACAAAAAGAAAGAAGAGGUUAUGUAUGAAGAAGUAAAGCUUCACAGUGAAGCAAGUGAAAAACAUUCUGAUAUGAAUGGUAUGCUGUGCACAGCAGGACCCCUGCCAGACAAGGAAUCUGAAAAAAGAAGUUGCUUUAAAAAGUUGGCUUAUUGUUUUGGGAUUGCUUGUGUCAUUUUGUCGUUGGGAGUCGGUGGAUUGUUUGUCUACAUUGUAUCUAUUCAUGACGUGGCGAGCCAGUUAAAGUCCAACCAAACAGCUCUACAGGAAGAAAAUUACAACUUGAACUCCCACAUCAGCAGUCUAACUUCAGAGAAAGAAAACUUGACCAGGAACCUUAGAAAUGUGACAGACCAGCUAAGUGUGUUCAAAACCCUGACAAAAUCCCAAUCUCUGUUAAAAGAUGAGAUAAGAAACCUGACGACUGAAAAGAUGGACCUUACAGAUCAAAAGAAAAACCUGGAGACAAAAAUCCAGAGGCUGGAGACACAAAACAUGAAGCUGGAGACAGAGAAGAAAAAGCUAACAGAACAAAUUCAAAACAUGGAGGCAGAGAUGAUUCAGUUCAACACCAGUCGAGCUCAAUGGAGCAUCAAUGCCUACUGUCGACAACAAGACAGCCCAAGAACAUGUAAAACAUGUGAGAGCGGCUGGUUACACAGUCAGUCCAGCUGUUAUGGAGUAAAUGACCAUGAUUCUGCUGGUCAGAGAAACUGGGAAGAAGCUCGAAAAGACUGCAGAGGAAAAGGUUCAGAUCUGGUUGUUGUAGCUGAUGACAAUGAAAAGAAAAAUAUCAGUGGUAACAGUUGGGGCAGUUAUGGGUUCAGAGGAUACUGGAUCGGUCUGAGAGCAAAAGAUGGGAAAUGGAAGUGGGUUGAUGGAAGUGAUUUAGCUAACACCUCCCGGAUGACUGUACCUGCCACUGAUGGUCGAUGUGUAAUCUCUGUUCAACAUGAAGGAUGGAAAUCAGUGAGCUGUGAUGAAAAGCAGCGGUGGAUCUGUGAAAAGGCAGCUUUAUCUGUUUAAACCUGCAGUCAAACUUCAUGUAAUUAUUAAUAAAAUUAUAGUAAACAGUAUUUCUGAAAUAACAAAGACUUGUGUUUCAGUUUUUCUUUUAAUAAUGUUUGUAAUUGUUUUUAUUAUAAAGAAAAAGAAAAGUUGUUCAUAUUACUAUUUGUAUAUUUGUAUAUUGAAUAAAUGCUGUACUGAGUUAAAAUGUAAUUACAUUCUAUGUCAUGCCUGUACAAGGUGUGAUUAUGAAUAUCAACAUUCAGAGAAAUACAUGUAUAAUAUUACAGAUACACUCAACUGUUUCUCAUUAAAACGUCUGACUUUGUUUAUCUUCUUUGAUAAAGUUACAGCGAUGUCAUUUAUCAGCAAAUGGAGGACCAACAAGACUGGUCUGGUUCCUGUUUAACUUUUAAUUCCUGCUGUUGUUUGACCAGCAGAUGGAGCUGUAUGACUUUACAGGGGACAC